Gryllus bimaculatus (two-spotted cricket) is the source of this 240-nucleotide messenger RNA. The record is from the annotation of a GenBank genome assembly. Lineage: Eukaryota; Metazoa; Arthropoda; Insecta; Orthoptera; Gryllidae.
AUGGAAGGGAAGCCCGAAGGGAAGCCCGAAGGGAAGCCCGGCCGGGAGAAGAGAAAUUCCGUCGCUGGAGAAGUCCUCCUGAAGGAGCGCCUGGAGACGCCGCUCGGCCGCGCCUCAUCACAUCAUGAGUUAGAUGCAGACAUCCGGGGCGCCAACUUCGUCAUCGUUCGCCGCGAAGCGCUGCGCUUUGCUACAGCUUUUCCACAUCAGCUAAAGAUAUACUGUCCCUGGCAUCCAUAA